Molecule: messenger RNA, 669 nt
Organism: Saccharomyces mikatae IFO 1815
Lineage: Eukaryota; Fungi; Ascomycota; Saccharomycetes; Saccharomycetales; Saccharomycetaceae
Gene: YPT32
Product: Rab family GTPase YPT32
Exons: 1
Coding region: 1-669 (222 amino acids)
Biological process (GO): exocytosis
Cellular component (GO): recycling endosome
Molecular function (GO): GTPase activity; GTP binding
Source: RefSeq, a predicted model, not a curated record
AUGAGCAACGAAGAUUACGGAUACGACUAUGAUUAUUUGUUCAAGAUAGUUUUGAUUGGGGACUCCGGCGUGGGUAAAUCGAAUCUGUUGUCGAGAUUCACAACAGAUGAAUUCAACAUUGAAUCCAAAUCUACAAUUGGCGUGGAAUUUGCGACAAGAACCAUUGAAGUUGAAAACAAGAAGAUAAAAGCGCAGAUUUGGGACACUGCAGGACAAGAACGUUACAGAGCCAUCACUUCUGCGUAUUAUCGUGGAGCUGUGGGUGCCCUAAUAGUGUAUGAUAUAAGCAAAUCGAGUUCCUACGAGAAUUGCAACCAUUGGCUUACCGAACUAAGGGAGAAUGCCGACGACAAUGUUGCUGUUGGAUUGAUAGGGAACAAAUCAGAUUUGGCUCAUUUAAGAGCAGUACCUACGGAUGAAGCGAAAAAUUUUGCCAUGGAAAACCAAAUGUUAUUCACUGAAACAAGUGCUUUAAAUAGCGACAAUGUAGAUAGGGCGUUUAGAGAACUGAUCAUAGCUAUUUUCCAAAUGGUGAGCAAACAUCAGGUUGACUUGAACGGGACAGGUACCAACAACACAAGCUCUAACGGCGGUCCAAAAGGCCCGACCAUUAGCUUAACACCGGCACCAAAUCAGGAUAAGAAGAAGAAAUCUAGUAACUGCUGUUAA